CUCUCUUCUACUUUCAUUCAGCAUUGUUGCCAGCCACAGAGGAGCACCCUGACAGACAAACUAUAUACAACUUCACACAAGUCUGAGUGUUAGCUUGAUACCACAGGAACUGAUGUACUCCAUUGUACAGGCUAAAGUGGAAAUGAUGUUCAUUUGGUGUCUUCUGGGUCUGUUGACCUUGGUCCCAGUGACUAUAGGUACUACCAAUCCUGGAGUUAAAGUCAAACUAACUCAGAAAGGACUUGAGUAUGGUCGACAGAUCGGAAUCGCCUCGAUCCAGCAGAAGCUCAGUAGCAUCAAACUGCCAGAUGUAAGUGGCAGCGAGAGUGUGGAUCCAAUUGGAAAAGUCGAGUACAGUUUAACAGGGAUUCAGAUUGUUAACCUGGGCCUUCCAUCAUCAGCAUUGGGAUUAGUUCCUGGAUCUGGAGUCAGUCUCACAAUUGACAAUGCCUACAUCAACCUGCAUGGCAACUGGAGAGUCAAAUACCUCAGGAUUAUAAAGGACAGUGGAUCGUUUGAUCUUGCUGUGAGUGGAUUGACCAUUAGCACCACUUUAGCAGUCACGAGUGAUGAAACCGGCCGUCCAUCAGUCAGCAUGACCAGCUGCACAUCAACUCUGGGGAGUGUCAACGUCAAAUUUCAUGGAGGGGCCAGUUGGUUAUAUAACCUCUUCAGUUCCUACAUUGAUAAGGCUCUACAAAGUGCUCUGCAGCAGCAGAUAUGUCCUCUGGUGUCCGAUUCCAUUGCUGAUAUAAACCCCCACCUGAAAACAUUAAAUGUUGUAGCCGAAGUAGAUAAGUAUGCAGAGAUUGAGUACUCUAUGGUGGGAUCUCCUGUCAUCUCUAAUUCUUCUAUUGACUUUGGUUUAAAGGGUGAAUUUUACAAUAUGGGGCAACACAAAGAGCCCCCCUUCUCCCCCACACCUUUCUCACUGCCUUUCCAGAGCAAUAAUAUGCUCUAUAUUGGAGUAUCUGCCUUCACCAUCAACUCAGCAGGCUUUGUGUAUCACAGCGCGGGUGCCUUAAGCCUCAAUAUCACUGAUGACAUGAUUCCUUCUAGUUCUCCAAUUCGUCUUAACACCAAAUCAUUCAGCGCUUUCAUUCCUCAAAUUGAGAAAAUGUAUCCUGGUUUGAUGAUGAAACUGUUGUUUAAGACAGUGAAUGAGCCCCUCAUUACAAGUAAACCCAACAACGUUACUGUUCAGGCCACCAGUAUAGUGAUGGCCUAUGCUAUCCAGCCCAAUGGCACGCUGUGCCCACUCUUUGACAUCGAUCUGGAGGGCAGCAUCAGUGCUAGCAUGUUUGUGACUGAGCUCAAGCUAGCUGGAAAUCUGACACUUAACAAAAUUGAUAUGAGCUUAGCAAAAAGCUAUGUGGGACCAUUCAAGGUCACAUCUCUUGAGAAUAUCUUCACAAUGAUUUUGAAAUUGGCUGUGAUGCCCAGGGUUAAUGCUCGUUUAGAAGAAGGUUACCCACUUCCUGCUAUUGGAAAGAUUAGGCUUGCAGAAACUCAGCUUCAGGUUUUGAAGGACUAUUUGUUAAUUGGAACAGAUGUUCAAUUCACAGAAUAAACCUCAGCUGAAAUGAUUUAGAAUUGUAUUAAUUAACAUUGUUGAUAAAUAUAACAAUAAAUGUAAAAGUUUCUGCA
Paramisgurnus dabryanus is the source of this 1647-nucleotide messenger RNA. RefSeq names its product bactericidal permeability-increasing protein-like. The record is from RefSeq and is a predicted model, not a curated record. Lineage: Eukaryota; Metazoa; Chordata; Actinopteri; Cypriniformes; Cobitidae. Gene Ontology annotation, molecular function: lipid binding.